This is a messenger RNA of Dioscorea cayenensis subsp. rotundata (Guinea yam), 1307 nucleotides long. RefSeq names its product cyclic dof factor 2-like. The record is from RefSeq and is a predicted model, not a curated record. Gene Ontology annotation, molecular function: DNA-binding transcription factor activity; DNA binding. Bases 78 to 1139 code for a protein of 353 amino acids. NCBI's taxonomy places the organism in Eukaryota, Viridiplantae, Streptophyta, Magnoliopsida, Dioscoreales, Dioscoreaceae. Gene Ontology annotation, biological process: regulation of DNA-templated transcription. The transcript is spliced from 2 exons.
AAGAGAGAGACAGAGAGAGAAACAAAAUAACAGGGGAAAACAGAGGAAAAACAGAGAAGAAGAGAAGAGGAGAAGAGAUGUCAAUUGAAAGUGGAGACCCUUCCAUCAAGCUCUUUGGAAGGACUAUUCCUGUAUCUUCAUAUGGUGAAAAUGGCAAGGCCACCUGUGAAGCAAACACUGAUAACAAAGAUGAUCAACAGAGUGUUUCAUUGACAAAUCAAGACAAAAAGAUCACAAACUCUAAUGAAAAACCUAUGAAAAAACCCGACAAGAUCUUACCUUGCCCACGUUGCAGCAGUAUUGACACCAAGUUUUGCUACUUCAACAACUACAAUGUUAAUCAACCUCGCCAUUUCUGCAGGAACUGUCAGCGUUACUGGACUGCUGGAGGCACAAUGCGCAAUGUUCCUGUAGGAGCAGGACGACGCAAAAGCAAGAACUCUUCCUUGCACUACAAACACUUGAACAUCAUCAAUCCUUCAUGUCCAACGAUUCCUAUCAAUUCUAAUGCCACAGUGUUAAGUUUCGGUCCGGAUAUGCCUCUAUGUGAAUCAAUGGCCUCUUUGUUGAACCUUAAGAACUCUUCUAGUGAAACAGAGAAUGCCAAAGAGCAUUCGAGUAGUUUUUCGAUAGAAACCAAUCUGCAAGCUUCUUCAGCGCUGAAGAAUUUUCCAUGUUUUAAUGGUCCACAGUGGCCUAUCCAAUGGAGUUCGAUUCCGAUCCCUAUGCAUUCGACCACCGCUUAUUGGACUGUCCCCUGUUUUCCUCCUCUGACUCCUGGUUCAUCAGGGACUUCACCAAAUUCUCUGGCAUUAGGCAAGCAUACAAGAGAUGGAAGUGUACUAAUUAAUGGAAACAAUUCAGACAAGGGAGACACUCUUAGAAAGAGUGAUCCAGAGAGAUGUUUAUGGAUUCCGAAGACACAGAGGAUUGAUGACCCUGGAGAAGCAGCCAAAAGCUCUGUUUGGGCAACCAUCGGUAUUAAUAAUGAGAAUGCUGACAGUGUUAAUGGUGGAGGAUUGUUCAAGGCUUUCCAUCCUAAGACCGAUAGCAAGAAACAUACAGCGGAGGCUUCUCCGGUGUGGCACGCCAAUCCUGCCGCUGUCUCUCGAUCUCUCAGCUUCCAUGAGAACUCAUAACUUGAAAUCGAACAACAUUGAAGCCUGUUCACAGUAGAGGAAAUUCACUUUGACUUACAUAUGUAACUACUUAUCACUGAUAAAAAAGAGUUUCACAUUGUAAAUAAAUAAACUUUGGCACUUUUUUUUGAUGAAUCGAAUUCAUCUGAAGCGAUGAAAAAUUAUUCA